CACAAAGCAGACCUCUCACGACAUCCCACCCAAGAUCUCGACGAGCGCUUCUGGCUCCUCGUCUCUUCAGUCCAUGCCGCUGCAUGAUGCCCUUCAAUGACGUUGACUAUGACGAACUCAUCAAAAGACUAACAGACAAUUUUAAUAUUCUUGCAGAUGAGGUGCAGCUCCUGUCUGACCGCAAGCAGAUUUUGGAGCACAAGUUGCGCUUUGCACAUGAGCAAUAUCAAUACCUCGCCGAUAAGUAUGCUUCGGGGGAUCCCGAGAUCUCAAGUACUUUAGCAAAGCUGCAACUUCCUCCGGAUCUACAAAUCUCCACACCGGACGGUGUCGGAGUCGUACCACUUCCGCAGCGGGCACAUAUCGGUUCUAAGCAACAGACAGCAGUUGCUAUAAGGGACGGACGAAGGGCGGCACAAAGUCUUGUGGCCUUGGCAGGCAAGUCGACCGGAUCUACCGUUAGCGGAAGAAGUAUAUCCGGGACAAGCAGUAAUGUGAAAUACUCGGGGCGAAGGACCUCUUUAUCAACUGUGUUGGAACAAGACUUCACCGUCCAAGGGAAGAAGAGCUCGUUAUUGUGUCCAUUCUCCCGUCCAGCUAGAUCGAACGACGCCUCGAUGAAUGCCGAAAGGUCUCCAGGGUCUGGCACCCAUGAAUCAGACCAGCCAUUGACUCCUUCCGAAGUGAGAGACCCGACGCGUCACCAUUCUUCAGACCCCAUAUGUGCAGCUCUAUAUGCCGAGACUUUGAACUCCCCUCCCCCAUCAGCCAGCGGCUCUGCUGCGAAAUGUCCAAUACGUUACAUGGACCAACACUCUCCAGAAGAGAUUGCUCAAUACUUUGAAAGCCACAAACAUGAAAUCCCACGAAGCCACGAAGUCUGUGUCAAAAGAUACCAAAGAAACGAAGAUGAUAUUAGGAAGUUAGAUGCAAAGUACGGAAACUUGGUCAGCAUGAUUCAGGGACUCGGUCAAAAACAUCAGCCUAUGUUGCCUACGAAGGAGGAAGAGGAGGCCAUGGAGCUGGAGAAAACAUCAAAUGAACGGGUGGAGAACUGGGCUCAUGCGGUCAGUGCUGAUGGGGUUCAUUCUGAGGAAGAUGUACCGGAUAAUGAAGAAGAGGAUCGCGAAAGCAGAUUCGACAGACCCUUGAAAGAGAUUCGGGUUGGCGAGUCACCAAGUCGACCUUGGGGUAUCUCAGUGCCUAUCUUCGAUCCACCCGAGGGUCAAAGACCAGUGUCACCCCCACCAGCUCCUGUCGCAGCUGAACAUACACAACGACCGGUAGGAAAGUGUCCAUUUGGACAUGGUGCUAAGGUUGAGGAGCAGACGGUACCUCUACCGAUAACGGAAGAGACAUCCGCUGGGAAAUGUCCAUUUCCUCAUGCUGCAGCCAAGAAGAAGGAGGAACACGCUGCAGAGUCAACUCCACAGGCCGCGCCAGUCUUUCAUAAUCAGCCAACUUUCCUCCAACCUCCCGAGUCGGCAAAGGCGGCCACAGUUUCACAGAUGAUUUUUACAGGGCCUGUUUUCAUUGGAUAUCCCAUGGAGCAAGCUAUCACUUUUAUGCAGCAGUAUAAGGGUACGCAAUGAGUUACGAGAGGGGGGAUUGUUUUGAUAGGUGUGCUUUAGCGACGGCGUUUAUUGAGAGUUGUGCUAGUCUUCUGAGCGUGGCAGUGAUACUUGACAGGCGAAAGUGGCUUCUCCUUGAUGAUCUGGUUUGAAACAGCAGUCUAAUAGAACAAAUUGAUAUUUUUGACAUUUGAGAAGCU
Molecule: messenger RNA, 1771 nt
Organism: Cadophora gregata
Lineage: Eukaryota; Fungi; Ascomycota; Leotiomycetes; Helotiales; Ploettnerulaceae
Exons: 2
Coding region: 84-1592 (502 amino acids)
Source: RefSeq, a predicted model, not a curated record